This is a messenger RNA of Tyto alba (common barn owl), 4585 nucleotides long. It is a transcript of the gene BABAM2, whose product is annotated as BRISC and BRCA1 A complex member 2. Gene Ontology annotation, biological process: double-strand break repair. The record is from RefSeq and is a predicted model, not a curated record. Bases 224 to 1375 code for a protein of 383 amino acids. Gene Ontology annotation, cellular component: BRCA1-A complex; BRISC complex. The transcript has 12 exons. Lineage: Eukaryota; Metazoa; Chordata; Aves; Strigiformes; Tytonidae.
CCGGCCGGGGCGGGACACUCUGCUUUCCCCGGCCCGGGGCGAGAGAGCUGGGGCGCAUCUUGGCCCAGCCUGCCCUCGGGAGGCACCGUGACGCCCUGCGUUUCCUCGACCUCGGGGCUCCUCCGUCCCGUGAGGGCAGGAAACCGGCCCCGCCGGCCUGGGGGAGCCCCAGCGGGUACUAACCUGACCAGCUCAAGACAAAAGCUAAGAGGAACAUACUAAAAUGUCACCUGAAGUUGCCUUGAACAGAAUUUCUCCAGCACUCUCACCCUUCAUUUCCAGUGUGGUCAGAAAUGGAAAAGUAGGACUGGAUGCUACUAAUUGUUUACGGAUUACAGACUUGAAAUCUGGCUGCACAUCCUUGACCCCUGGACCUAGCUGUGAUCGGUUUAAGCUACAUAUCCCAUAUGCUGGAGAAACACUCAAAUGGGAUAUAAUUUUCAAUGCUCAUUAUCCUGACCUACCACCAGAUUUUAUCUUUGGAGAGGAUGCUGAAUUUUUGCCAGAUCCUUCUGCCUUGCAUAAUUUAGCUUCUUGGAAUCCUUCUAACCCUGAAUGCCUCCUGCUUGUUGUGAAAGAGCUUGUACAGCAGUAUCACCAAUUUCAGUGCAGCCGAUUGCGUGAGAGCUCUCGCCUCAUGUUUGAAUAUCAGACUUUACUUGAAGAACCCCAGUAUGGAGAAAACAUGGAAAUCUAUGCUGGCAAAAAAAACAACUGGACUGGAGAAUUCUCAGCUCGCUUCCUCUUGAAGUUGCCUGUAGAUUUCAGCAAUAUUCCUACAUACCUUCUCAAGGAUGUGAAUGAAGAUCCUGGUGAAGAUGUUGCACUUCUCUCCGUUAGUUUUGAGGAUGCAGAAGCUACUCAGGUUUUUCCUAAGCUGUACCUCUCCCCACGUAUUGAACAUGCACUUGGAGGAUCAUCUGCCCUUCAUAUCCCAGCCUUUCCUGGUGGAGGUUGUCUUAUCGACUAUGUACCCCAAGUAUGCCAGCUGCUAACAAACAAGGUACAAUAUGUUAUUCAGGGAUACCAUAAGAGAAGAGAAUAUAUUGCAGCUUUCCUGAGUCACUUUGGAACUGGUGUCGUGGAAUAUGAUGCAGAAGGCUUCACAAAGCUUACUCUGUUGCUGAUGUGGAAAGAUUUUUGCUUCCUUGUUCACAUCGACCUACCCCUGUACUUUCCUCGAGACCAACCAACCUUAACAUUUCAGUCUGUCUACCACUUCACUAACAGUGGCCAGCUGUACUCCCAGGCCCAGAAGAAUUACCCUUACAGCCCCCGCUGGGAUGGCAAUGAAAUGGCCAAAAGAGCAAAGGCAUAUUUCAAAACCUUUGUCCCUCAGUUCCAGGAGGCAGCAUUUGCUAAUGGGAAGCUUUAGGCAGCCUCAAACACAGAGACGAUACUGGACAGAUCCUUCAGUCUGCGUGUGUCAGCACACAAGAAGAAUGCCUGGAAAUGGGUUGGACUCUCUUGAUAGGUGCUUUCAUGCCUCUGAAAUGGUUUUGGUAGCUUCAGGUUUUGUCAGAUUUCAAAAACAAAGACCUCAGUAGCAUGCUUAAAACUGAAUAUUUGAUAUUCAUCCUGUCCCUUUGCCUCUGCCACCAUCAUUUCUUUAUAUAUCUACUGGAUUAAAUUUAAAAGAGUGUGUUUUGAUGUGAUAACAUUUUCUUGUGCCAACAGUGUCCUGUAUGUUAUGCCUUGUUUCCUUGCCUUCAGAUGGUGUAAAUUGGAUUUUUUUUUUUCCACAGAAAUACGAUGUAAUUUGUAUAUUUAGUUAACAUUUCCAGCUUAUCCUAAGAAAAUACAAAACUGCCGUAUGUACCAGGAAUGCCUAAUGGACUGUACAGUGCCAUAUUCUGCCUUGGAGGUUUGCGUCUCACUGUGGUUGUUACUCUCAGAGGUAUGGAUAUGAGUUGCACAGUUCUAUUCUCAGUGCCUUUCAAGUUGGUCUGAUAUUAGUAUGGCAGGGUGUCGGAGAUUUUUUUUUUUUUAAUAUUUCAGUUGAAAGCUCAUCUUAUAGAAAAUGCUUUGCUUUUAUGCUUUGUUUUUAUUUCCAGUUGCACAACAAUUUCAGUGUUUUUCUAAUGAACUCCCCUUGCCAUUACAAAAAGUUCUACUUCUUUAGUACCAAUGUGCAAGGAACUAAUUAUAUAAAUCAGUACAACAAAAAUAAAGCUCUUUCAUAAGCCUGUAGUUUUUCCAAGUAAGAUAAAUACUGCUAAGAAGCAAAACUUCUACAAAAGAAUGAAAGAUGUAUUGGAAAAUACCUGAUGAAAUAGUGUACUGCAAUAGGUAUUUAGCUUAAUGCUAAAGUUCAACGUGUAUUCUCAGAAAUAAUUUUAAGUAUAGAUAACUGGAAACAUUACCUCCACUAAUUCUGAAAUGCCAAAUGCAAAAUCCCGCCUAUUCAUCCUUUCUUUCACGCUUGUGUCAGGCUCACCAGUUGGGGCUAACUGUCACAAUGUCACUUCUCAAAUUAAUUUGUAAAUAGACCAGGGUACUUUCCAGUAAGGAAUAAAAUUAACAGUGUAUGUUGCUUACAAAUGGCAUAUGGAAAAUGUGCCCUACUUCUGCUAAAUAUAAGGAACUAAAUGAAUAGUAUGCAGAUGAUACAGUGGCACUGCAAAACAUUUAAUUUAGAAUUAUUCACCAUAGCACCACUAUAUGCUUAUGCAAUGAAAUCUCAUCAAAUUAUUUGAUUGGCAAUAUUCUCCUACUCUCCUACCCUUUCUAAAACUUGUUAUUUUACAUUAAAAAUAGUGCUUUCCAGGGGAAUGUCCACCUAGAAAAUGCAGAUGGGUUUUGAGCAGUGAAGCUUAAUAAUUAAGAAUUAUGCAAAUAAUUUGCCUCUAGAAACUACAGGGUUUUUUAGUUUAUUGACAAAAUGUUAGUUUAUGUUUAAUACUGAAGUUCUUGGCUGGAAAUUAAGCUGCAAACAAAAUCAGAAGCCUUACUACAAAUCUACAGAGGAGGGGGCAUACUCUGUCCUGUGACCCACCACCACCUUGUGACUCUCUCUGCGUUAUCUGAGGGUUGUAAACAGCUCCAAAGGUCUGAGCCUGAAUUCCCUGUGUGAAGGCAUUGCGCUAGGUUUCUGCAUGCAAACCAAGACUUGCAGCAGAUGCAGAGGGUAAUGGUUUUAUGUGAAUAGCAAAAUAGUGACUGAACACCCUUAAAUGACUCAAAACACACAUUGUUCAGUAUACCGGGAUGAUCUCACAUCUGCAUUUCUUCAGGUACAAGUCAAAGCCACACACACAUCUUCAAGAACAAGCUAACUCUUGUGAAUGGGGUGGGAGAAGGAGGAGGGCUAACAAAAAGCAUUUGUUCUCAUAUUGUUCAAAAUCUGAUAGAAACCAUCUCAGGCAUCUUCAGAAGGUAAAAACCAAACCCUCAAUUGCAUCAGCAGAUUCCUGGAGUUUUACAUUUUAUACCCUUUGCAUGGCUAGCAAUUGCAAAGUGUUUCGAAAAGAUGUUCACUCUUCAGAAUUAAUGGGCACUUUCAACCAAAAAUGCAUCCAUCACAUCAGUCCUAGUAAUUUUGGACAAAGGUCUGCUUUAUUAUUAAAGGACUAAGAGUUUUAGAAGCCAUGUAAGAAAAGACUAUGAGGAUAUAAAAAACCCAAACCAGCAAUUUGUUAUGUUGAAUUCAAUAGUUUCACCAACUUUUCACUAUCAUAUAUGGAAAUGAACCAAUGAUUUCAGUCUAAUUUUACAUCAUGGUAUAACCGGUAGUAUUUGAAAAAAAAAAAAAAAAAAAAAAAAAGGUAGAAGAGUUUAGAAAUUGGGCUGUUUGUGUUUAAGAUGAAGUCUGUGAGCCUAUAAAUUUUUAGCUUAGAAGAAGAGAUAUUUUUCUUACGCUUACUGAACAUUUUCUUUAUUUCAAAGCCACUCUGCACUCUUUGACCUGCACAGUCUUUUAUGGAGCCUUUUCAGAUAGUUCUCAGAAGAAUGUAUUGGGGAUGUUAGCACUACAAAUGCGGUAUUGGGAGGGAAAACAUGGAAAUGAGUGAACUCUUCUCUCUGGGAGUAUUACCACAUAAAUACUACAUCAGAAAAGAGAGUUAGUUUGGAUAAUUUUAUAUCGAAUCAAGUAUUUGUUGAAGGCAUUAGUCACAAAAGUUGUAAUCUAAUAAAUUGGAGUUAUUUAUGUUAUCUCCUGCAUCAUGAUAACAUCCAUUGUGGCCAGUUUAAUGGCAAUGAGGCUUUCAGCACUUUCUUUCCUAUUAUGUGAUACAUGCAAAUGAAAGGAGCAGUCAGACCUAGACUAGUUUCUUUCUUUGGUUUAUGAGAACGACAAAACAGGAGAAAAAUAGCAAUGCUACAAACAUAUCGAAAAGUCUAAAUUCUACUCUGUCAUAAGUGAAAGAGUGCAGUAAGUCUCAAGUUACUAAGACCCACUAAUGCAUGAUUUUCCAAAGGUCCUUAAAGUACAAACUUACAGUCAAGCCUUUAUUCAUCUGCAUAUGUAAUCCACUGUGCUAUAAGUAAUACCAAAUCUUUCGGAUUCAAAGUUCAACUUUUUGUGAACUUGCUGGAAAGACUGGACAAGCAGCUGGAAGAAUAAAUAAAAGUUAAUGAUACCAUA